AUACUAUAGAAAGUAAAUCAAAUAAAAGUUCACAGAACAAGCUGGGGUGGGGCGACGCGCUGCCUGGAACGGGACAGAGACAGAGAGGGUUCCUUCCGGUCGCUGUAAUUGGUUUGGCGUUCAAUUGAGGAAGAACAAUGUCGGUGACAGCGGGUGUUAGUGAUACUGUAAUAGCCAUUAGGGAUAAGCUCAGAGGUAAAAUUGGCCAAACUAAAGUUAAGCGUUAUUGGCCCGGUAAAGUUCCUGAAUGGGCUGAUGAUGAGAACGAAGAAGAUGCUGCCCCUGCCGAUAUUAGACCCUCCAGGGAAGCUGCCUUGGAGAAAGCCUUUCCUCGUCACGAAGAAGACGCUGCUAUUGUCAGAAAAGACGAUCGUAGGCUCCGCCGUUUGGCCGAGAGCCGGAUAGAUAACCGUGAGGAGGUCCGGGCUGAUCAUCGCCGCAUUCGCCAGGCUGAGAUUGUUUCCACCAUUGAAGAGGAGGCCAGGAGGCAGGAAUGGUUGGAGUUCGAAGAAGAAGAUGAGAAUGCUUUGGCGGAAAGAAGGAGGCUGAUUAAAGAGAAGUUGCUUCAGAGAGAGCAGGAAGAGGCACUUCCUCAGGAAGAGGAAGAGGAGGAAGAGGAAGAGGAGGAGGAGGAGGAAUCUGAGUAUGAGACUGACUCUGAUGAGGAAUAUACGGGAGUGGCUAUGGUGAAGCCUGUGUUUGUUCCCAAGUCUGAGAGAGAUACCAUUGCGGAGCGUGAGCGUCUUGAGGCUGAGGAGCUGGCUUUUGAGGAGAAAAGGAAAAGGAGAUUGGAGGAAAGGAGGAUUGAGACGAAGCAGAUUGUUGUUGAGGAGAUCCGGAAGGAUGAAGAAAUCCAGAAAAACUUGGAAAUGGAGGCCAACAUUGCUGAUGUCGAUACAGAUGAUGAAGUUAAUGAGGCAGAUGAAUAUGAAGCUUGGAAAGUGAGAGAGAUUGGUAGGAUCAAGAGGGAUAGGGAGGAUCGGGAGGCAAUGUUGAAGGAAAAGGAAGAGAUUGAGAAGGUGAGAAACAUGACAGAGGAAGAGAGGAGGGAGUGGGAAAGGAGGAAUCCCAAACCUGCUCCACCACCAAAGCAGAAAUGGAGAUUUAUGCAGAAAUACUAUCACAAAGGUGCUUUCUUCCAGAAUGAAUCUGAUGACCGAGCUGCCACCGUUGGAUCUGAUGGUAUUUUCGCUCGUGAUUUCUCUGCCCCAACUGGGGAGGAUAAAAUGGACAAGACAAUAUUACCAAAGGUUAUGCAAGUUAAGCACUUUGGUCGUAGUGGAAGAACCAAGUGGACCCAUCUUGUCAAUGAGGAUACUACUGAUUGGAAUAACCCGUGGACUUACAAUGACCCACUUCGUGCAAAGUAUAAUGACAAAAUGGCAGCAAUGAAUGCACCUAUAGUAAAACCUAAAGGAAGCAAGAAGUUGAAAGAUUGGGAAUCUAGGGAAUCUGGAUGAACUUGAAGUUACAAAACUAUGCAUGAAGAUAUAGUCCUUUCAGUUAUAGCUCACGGAUUAAUACCAGAUUAGAUAUCACCUUAUCCUAUGUAUGCUUGUGUUCUGUCUUAAUACAGAAUGUAAAGUAGUUCAUCACGGCUCAAGCAUGUUAUGGAUCUUGGAAGGCAGUUCGUGCAGAUUGUGAUAGGAGUUCAUCACUAGUUUAUUCGGAUAUUCUUCCCCAGUUAAUGAAUCCUAGCUGAUUUGAAGUCCUGCCAGCCUAGCCUAAUGUCUUCAAGCGCUUAUGACUGACUUUCUUUGUAUUUUGUCACCAUUUUGACUUUAUUACUAGCUGGCUAUGAGGAUUUUAUUGAGUUUGCUGCCCAUUGAUGCUUCAGGAGCCACUGUUUUACAAUUUAAGAUCAUUUAUACGUGCAACUUCGAUACUGACUGGAACUCCCAAGAGUGACACUUCAAUUGGUGUACUAGUAUAUGUAGCAUAAACUUCCAUGUUAGGGUAAUCUUUUAGCUUAACAAAGGGGCAUAUUGAAAGUUAUUCAUGUUCAACCCGCCGCUGCUUGUUUGUUUACUGGAGUUAAUUUGACUAGUCAAUCAUUC
This is a messenger RNA of Glycine soja, 2057 nucleotides long. Its product is annotated as microfibrillar-associated protein 1-like. Gene Ontology annotation, cellular component: U2-type spliceosomal complex. Lineage: Eukaryota; Viridiplantae; Streptophyta; Magnoliopsida; Fabales; Fabaceae. The transcript has 3 exons. The record is from RefSeq and is a predicted model, not a curated record. Gene Ontology annotation, biological process: mRNA splicing, via spliceosome. Gene Ontology annotation, molecular function: RNA binding. The coding region runs from base 138 to 1460 and encodes 440 amino acids.